CGCGUGCUGAGCCGGGCCGCAGCCGUGUCCCACAGCGGGGCUGCCAUCCCUCUAGGGUGGUGCUGCCGCCGGAGCGUGGGGGACCGGCACCAGAGGCUCGCGUCCGCAGCCGGCCUGCGCGGGGGGAAGGCCCUGGCCCUGAGUAGAACGUGUGCCACUGUCACGAUGCCUGAGGUAAGCACAGACCACCUGGAUGAGCAGCAGGUGCAGCUCCUGGCAGAGAUGUGCAUCCUGAUUGAUGAAAAUGAUAAUAAGAUUGGAGCAGAUACCAAGAAGAACUGCCACUUGAAUGAGAACAUUGAUAAAGGUUUACUGCACCGAGCUUUCAGUGUUUUCUUAUUUAAUACAGAAAAUAAACUGUUACUGCAGCAGAGGUCAAGUGCAAAAAUUACAUUUCCAGAUUGCUUUACCAACACCUGUUGCAGUCACCCUCUAAGCCAUCCACUGGAACUGGAAGAAAAUAAUGCCAUUGGUGUUCGGAGAGCAGCACAGAGACGACUGAAAGCAGAGUUAGGAAUUCCCAUGGAGCAGGUGACUCCAGAAGAAAUCCAGUACCUGACACGAAUUCACUACAAGGCCAAGUCCGAUGGGAUCUGGGGAGAACAUGAGAUAGACUAUAUCUUAUUUGUACAGAAGGAUGUAACGCUGAAUCCCGACCCUAAUGAGAUCCAAAGCCACUGCUACGUGACACAGAAGGAACUGAAACAGCUCUUGGACAAAGCUUCCAGGGAUGAAGUUAAGAUUACUCCGUGGUUUAAACUCAUUGCAGAGACCUUUCUUUUUAAGUGGUGGGAUAACUUGCAUAACUUGAACAAAUUCAUUGAUCACGAGAAAAUACACCGAAUGUAAAUAACUGGGGGAAAAGAUGCUGAAGGCUGGCAGUGAUAUGCUGUCUUAUUGACAUGAUGGUAGCUCAUGAUUCAGUUACUGACUGCAGAAAACUUGGAGCAUGUUUAGUAAUGUGUUCUCAUACGGAGAUGGUUAUAGCCAAUGAAUUUUUUUUUUCCUGUCUUCACCUUUUGUUCCCCAGCCCUGUUUCUCUUGGGAGAAUUACCCUUGAU
Molecule: messenger RNA, 1061 nt
Organism: Melopsittacus undulatus (budgerigar)
Lineage: Eukaryota; Metazoa; Chordata; Aves; Psittaciformes; Psittaculidae
Product: isopentenyl-diphosphate Delta-isomerase 1
Exons: 5
Coding region: 166-849 (227 amino acids)
Biological process (GO): isopentenyl diphosphate biosynthetic process; isoprenoid biosynthetic process
Cellular component (GO): cytoplasm
Molecular function (GO): isopentenyl-diphosphate delta-isomerase activity
Source: RefSeq, a predicted model, not a curated record